AUGAUUCAAUUGAAAGGUAAAAAUGCUUUGAUUACAGGAGGAAGUGCAGGAUUGGGUGCAGCAAUUGCCCACCAAUUAGCAGCUGAGGGAGUCAACAUUGCCAUCAAUUACGCUAAUAGUAAAGAACGUGCGGAGGCGUUGGCCAAGGACAUUGAAUCCAAGUACGACGGCGUUAGAGCAGUUACCUUAAAAGCAGACGUAUUCAAGAUUGAUGAAUUAACAAAAUUGGUUGAUUCUACGGUUGAGCAAUUGGGUGGGAUAGAUAUACUUAUUUCCAAUGCCGGGUGGACCAAAUUUGUCGAAUAUGAUGAUUUGGAAGGAAUGGACGAAGAUGUUUGGGAUGGCACUUUCAAUGCCAAUAUCAAAGCCCACUACUUCUUGUUCAAAGCCGCUAAAAAGUAUUUUGAUGCCAAUGUAGACGGGGGUGUAUUCAUAGCCAGUGCAUCGGUAGCUGGACUCAUAAACUACGGAUCAUCAAUUCCGUAUGCUGUCAGUAAAGCAGGAUUGAUUCAUAUGAUCAAGUUUUUGGCCAAAACUCAAGGCCCCAAGGUGAGGUUGCAUGCUGUUUGUCCAGGAUUGCUUUUAACUGAGUGGGGCAAAAAGUUUCCUCAAGAGAAGAUUGAUUUGUCUAAACUGAAGUCACCACUUGGAGAAGUUACCGAUGUUGAUGAAUGCGCUGCUCAAUAUAUCUUGUUGAGUAAGUUGGCUACAUCUACAGGAACCGUUGUGACUAUGGAUGCGGGUAUUUCAUUGUGA
This is a messenger RNA of Lodderomyces theae, 756 nucleotides long. RefSeq names its product SDR family NAD(P)-dependent oxidoreductase. Lineage: Eukaryota; Fungi; Ascomycota; Pichiomycetes; Serinales; Debaryomycetaceae. The transcript has a single exon. The record is from RefSeq and is a predicted model, not a curated record. The coding region runs from base 1 to 756 and encodes 251 amino acids. Gene Ontology annotation, molecular function: oxidoreductase activity.